Molecule: messenger RNA, 471 nt
Organism: Dibothriocephalus latus
Lineage: Eukaryota; Metazoa; Platyhelminthes; Cestoda; Diphyllobothriidea; Diphyllobothriidae
Source: the annotation of a GenBank genome assembly
AUGGUAAUUCUUUUUCGACGCAAAACUAUCAGCAUUCGACUUGUUCGACGCCGCAUGUUUUUGUUGGCACGUCAAUUGACGCUGGAGCAGCGUUACAAACUUUCCGACUCGGCGGAUGUUUUUCAGUUCCCGACUGCGGUUCACGGACAGUCUGGGAAGUUUAAUGACGUCACUGUUGCAGCACGCAGCAAAAUUAUCCCAAUCCAUUACACAAUUUUCAAAACGGCAUCUGUUCUUGACGAGCUACACGGCGAUCGGCCUGCUACCGCCAUUAUAUUCAAUGAAAACGUCAAACUCAUGGUGCAGACGUUGGGGAAAAACUGGAUAGAAUACAGCCAGGCAGCUGCACCGGAAAUCGAAAUCAACAAACAAUCAUUGCGGUGGAUACUUCGGGGAUGGGUAAAGGUCUGCUUGUACCGACAUCAUGUCCUUCAGCCAAGGCGCAUUUUUUGGAACGCGAUCUCUUCUUGA